AUGAAACUACUAUCGAUUAUCUCCUUCGCCCUGGUGGCUUCGGUCGCCCUCAGUCAGCCUCAGACUAGCCGCACACUGCAGGAAGAUUUCGAUGAUUUUGUCGCUCUACUCCCAUUUGAGGACAUCGUCGCUGUUGCCAUGCGGUACUUCCUAACCGACAAGGAAGUGCAAGCCGCCGUUCAGUACAUCACCGGUCCGGAGUUCGCCGCCGUUUGGGAUCAGGUAUUCGCUCUCAAGGAAGUGCUCGAUAUUCUCGACUACCUGGAGGAAGCCGGUGUCCGUGCGUACGACGCUGUAAAUGAGCUGGCCGAUCUGAUCGGAGUGAAACCGGUGAAGCCUUCGCUGAUGAUUCGUCAAGCUGUUAGCAUCCGUGGAUUGAACGAUUUGAUCGAAGAAGUGUUGGCUCUGUUGCCAAAGGAGGAGCUUUUGGCGUUGUUUGAGCAGAAGAUGGAGACCAGCGCUGAGUUCAAGGCGUUCUUUGAGAAGCUUCAGAGUACCGAGUUUCAGAGUUUGGUGGACUUUGCCAAUAACUCCAGCGAGCUUCAAUCCCUGUUUGACAAACUACGUGAACACGGUGUUGAUGUCGACCAGUUCUUUGAGCUCGUCAAAGGAUUUUUCGGUUGGGGAUAUUAA
This is a messenger RNA of Sabethes cyaneus, 633 nucleotides long. Its product is annotated as protein G12-like. Lineage: Eukaryota; Metazoa; Arthropoda; Insecta; Diptera; Culicidae. The record is from RefSeq and is a predicted model, not a curated record. The coding region runs from base 1 to 633 and encodes 210 amino acids. The transcript has 2 exons.